Molecule: messenger RNA, 2328 nt
Organism: Macrosiphum euphorbiae (potato aphid)
Lineage: Eukaryota; Metazoa; Arthropoda; Insecta; Hemiptera; Aphididae
Source: the annotation of a GenBank genome assembly
AUGUACGUACAAGUAAGAAUGAUGGACACUGGUGUGUCGGUCACAAUACCCACAUCCAGGACAACAGUGCUCAAAGAGUUCAAGAAACUCGUCGAAGAAAAAUUCAACAUCAAGCCGGAAAACCAGAGAUUGUUUUUUGCCGGAAAGCAACUGGAAGACCAAUAUAGGCUAUUUGACUAUAGUAUAAAUGUAAAUGAUGUUAUUCAACUAAUGGUUAGGGUAGCUGUUGCUAAAAUAAACUCUCCAAAAAAAUCAAAAGUAACAAUAAAUUCAAUAAAAGAAACACCUACUCCAAGUUCUUCUUCUACCACUAGUUCAGCAUUGAAUGAAGAUAAUUCUGAGGAGAGCAAAUAUUUUAAAGUCGGUGAUUAUGUUGAUGUAAAAGAUUAUACCUACGGAUCAUGGUUCAUUAGUAAAUUGAUCAAGAUAAAAAAAGACAACUGUGUAGUAAAUAAACCAAAUGAUCCUAAAAGUCCAGUGGAAAACGAUGGGCUAGUUUAUGUUGCAGAGAUCUUACGAUGUCCUGAAGAACCUCCCAUUGAAGUUCAAUUGCAAGAAAUACGGCCUCAUGCAUUUGAUAUUUUGCCUUUUGAAAAGUUAAAAACAAACGAUAGAGUUCUCAUGAAUUACAAUGUUGAUUACCCACAAGAACGCGGUUAUUGGUAUGAUGUACUGGUGAAAGAGAUAAAAACUAAUAGAAGAGGCCGUGAUGUUAUUGGAGAUGUAUCUGUUGGGUUAGAUAAUGCAGUGUUAAAAAAUUGUCAUUUGAUGUUUCUCGAUGAUAUCUAUAUAGUAAAACCCUAUCAGUUACUGUCGGAGCGGACACCAGAAGAUGAUAAAAUUAUACAAACUGAACCUACUGUCAUGAGAGCGGCUGCUUUGUAUUGCAUCAAAUGCAAAGACAACUCGAACAAAUCAUGUAAGGAAUGUGGGUGUCGUGUUUGUGGUGGAAAAGACAAUGAAGACAAACAGUUAAUGUGUGAUGAAUGUAAUCAUCCUUACCAUAUGGAAUGCCUAACGCCACCCUUGAAAGAGAUGCCACGUGAUGAUUGGUAUUGUCCGUCAUGUAAAAAUGAUGAAAACGAAAUUGUCAAAGCUGGCGAAAAAUUAAAAGUUUCGAAGAAAAAGACACCAGAAUCCAUGUCAACAUCAAAAAGAGACUGGGGUAAGGGUAUGGCAUGUGUUGGGAGAACAAAAAAGUGUAAUAUUGUGCCAUCAAACCAUUUUGGUCCCAUUCCUGGCGUUGAGGUUGGAACCACAUGGCUAUUCCGUGUACAAGUAUCUGAAGCUGGUAUUCAUCGUCCUCCUGUUGGAGGAAUACACGGUAGAGACAAUCAGGGUGCGUUUAGCAUUGUGUUAAGUGGUGGUUAUGAAGAUGAUGUUGACAAUGGUGAUGAGUUUUUGUACACCGGUUCUGGUGGACGUGAUUUGUCAGGAAACAAACGUACUGCUCUGCAGAGUUGUGACCAAGAAUUGACACGUUAUAAUAGAGCUUUGGCACUCAAUUGUAAUGCAAAAAUUGAUAGUGAAAAAGGAGCUACAGCUGUGGAUUGGAAAAAAGGCAAGCCAGUUAGAGUCGUACGAAAUUAUAAACUUUGUAAACAUUCCGAAUAUGCACCAGAGUUGGGAAAUCGGUACGAUGGUCUUUAUAAAGUAAUAAAAUAUUAUCCUGAAACUGGAAUAUCAGGAUUCACUGUAUGGCGGUUUGUUCUAAGACGCGAUGAUCCCACGCCAGCUCCUUGGACUGCACAAGGCAAAAAGCGUAUAACACAAUUAGGCCUUAAAUUAAUUUAUCCUGAAAACUAUAUUAUACCUACUGUUACUACCAACGGCACAAAAUCAAAAUUACCUGGAUCUAAAAAAAAAAGAACACUACAGGACGCUGACAUUGAGGACAAUGAGCAGUGUAAGAAUAAUGAUUCAAAGAAAAAUUCUUCUGAAAGAGAAGUCACUGAUAAUCCUGAAAAAAAAUCAAAAAUAAUGUAUGAACUUGAAAAAGAAGCAGAAACACUCAUUAAAACUGAUGUGGCCAAUACAAAAUAUUGGGAAGACUGUAAAGAGUAUUUAGAAAAAGGCAAAAAAGCAUUUUUGGAUAGAGUUGAAGAAAUGUUUUCUUGCAUAUGUUGUCAAGAAAUUGUCUUUGAACCAAUUACAACUGAAUGUUCUCACAACAUUUGUAAAGGUUGUCUUAGAAGAUCAUUCAAUGCUGAUGUGUUCCAAUGUCCUUCAUGUAGAGCAGAAUUGGGGAAGAGUUAUCCCAUGAAUGUUAAUGUGAAAUUGGCCAAAACUCUGUUGUAUUUGUUCCCAGGAUAUAAUUUAGAUCGUUAA